AUGACUGUAGCUACGGUAGACAAAUUUGUUGCGACAAGGAUUUUUGUAAUUUUUUGUCUUUCCAGUUGUUCGUCGAACGCUCAAACCAAUGUCGCUUUGGGGAAAAUGGUUCGAGAAAGCUCCUCAAAAGCUCCUUAUAAUGGAUUCUUGGUGUUGGAUGGUAUCUACACACCUCCGUACUGUUAUGUCUCGCUGGCGUCUGCUUAUCAAUGGAUCCAAAUUGAUCUGCUCUGGUCGUAUCGAGUAGAUUUUGUUCAUGUUUUUGAAAAACUUCUGACAAAUAUGUUCAACGUCAAACUGACGGAUUUGAGUUUCAAAACGAUAGCACCUUGCCCCAACGUGACCAGCCAACUGACCCAAACGAACGUUUCAUUCCAGUGUCCAGCUGAAUAUUCCAGUAGGUUCGUUACACUAGAUCAGAGUGCAACAUCGAUUGUUAAGAUGAACGUUUGUGAAGUUGUUGUGGAGGGCCUUUAUGACGAUGAGCUACCACAAAGAACAAACAUCUUGCAAGGGAAGAGCGUCACCAUGAUUUCUUCUUUUUGGAACACCAACAGUUUAACAGGUCUAAGCUUUCCAAUGAUUGCUGGACUAAUGGUUGACGGAAUAAGAGACCCCACCCUACUGCACGGUCAUUGUGCCCACUGCAAUGAAGCGGUGUGGUCAAGGAACUGGAUCCAAGUGGACAUGGUUCAGGUUCACUUCAUCGGCUACGUUGCCCUCGUUAGCAGAGAUGCCAGCUCUACUGCCAAUGCUCAACGUCUCACAAAUUUUUCAAUUGGUCUGACAUCGAAAAGCUGCAACGUGGUUGCCCCCAUCAGAGGUCAAUACCCCUUGUGUGCCAUGUACCCCGGUGAUGUCCCCAGAGCCACCCGAGUCACCCUUCAGUGCAACGCCAACCUACCCGCCUACCGCUACAUUUUCGUUCAUCAAGCAGAUGGUGCAAGUGAUGCUCACAUGGCGGUUUGUGAGUUGGAAGCGUUUCCAACUGAUCCACAAAUCAAACAGACAAAAUGGAGAUCAACGAAAAACAAACAGCUGAUCAACUACAAGUUCAUGGAGGUACAGGUUCUCAAGCCUCUGCAAUGCAUCAAACAAUGCAUGAAAGUAGGAGACUACUCGUGCGACUCCUUCAAUUACAAUCCUGCGCUGAAGACCUGCGAACUGAACAAACACAGGAACGGCUACCAAGUUGGAAAUCUGACGACGAACUCAUCUUGGACAUUUUGGACCGCCCGUUACGACUAUUCAGGAAAUUUGUAA
Molecule: messenger RNA, 1263 nt
Organism: Helobdella robusta
Lineage: Eukaryota; Metazoa; Annelida; Clitellata; Rhynchobdellida; Glossiphoniidae
Exons: 5
Coding region: 1-1263 (420 amino acids)
Source: RefSeq, a predicted model, not a curated record